Molecule: messenger RNA, 811 nt
Organism: Kickxella alabastrina
Lineage: Eukaryota; Fungi; Kickxellomycota; Kickxellomycetes; Kickxellales; Kickxellaceae
Exons: 1
Coding region: 194-517 (107 amino acids)
Source: RefSeq, a predicted model, not a curated record
CCGGGACGCGCCCAAUGCCAGGCUGGCAGGGCUGAUUGGCGAGCUCAGCGAUGCGAGUCGUAGUCCUCCUGUGCUUGCGCCUGCGCCUGCGCCUGCUAUGGAUAAGGGGGCUGUUUGAUUCAUUACACCGCUUCGCCGUGCUGAGAGCUGCAACCGCGGCGGCUCAAACCUCGGUGACAUCCCGCCAAUUACAAUGUGCGUCCCCAACCCUGUUCUCUGUAGCUGUGGAGACGCGCCAACUGAAGGAAUCCCGUUUAUCGAUGUGGAUGCGCCAACUGAAGGAAUGCUGCCGAUCGAACUUGAUACACCGACUGAAGGGAUGCCUCCAGACGAUAUUGAUGCAGCUGUAAUAACUGAUGGCACGCCAAUAACCGUCGAGCCUGCUGGAACCCCCCGCAGCUGCUCGUGGUGCAUUUGUUGCUCGCUUGUUUCAAUGUUAUCUGAUGUGUCCUGCUGCUCUGCCCCGGCGUCCUCCGUCUGGUUGACCUCGCUCGUCCUGGUGUUUUGCGCGCUCUGAGCCGUUCGCCGUGCCGGCCUAGGCUUAGCCUUUGGCGCAAACUUAUUGUUUCCUUUAGCUAUAGACCAGGCUUGACAUUCAAUGCAUAAGAAAAUUUAGUAUGAAAGAGAAUCAGCUGUUGAAUUUGUGUGCGUGCAUGCAUGUGUUUUUUCUUGCAAUACCCCUACCGAGCUCGUUCAGUUCACUUACAAACGCGCGUUGACGUGACAGAAGACAUGGGUGUGUGAAUAGAUACAAUAAAAUAAUAAAAGUAACAGAAUUGGUAGCGAAGAGAGAGAGAAAAGAAUAUAAAAA